Seminavis robusta is the source of this 375-nucleotide messenger RNA. The record is from the annotation of a GenBank genome assembly. NCBI's taxonomy places the organism in Eukaryota, Bacillariophyta, Bacillariophyceae, Naviculales, Naviculaceae.
AUGACCAACCAGCAUCAGAGUGGACCCAGUGCACAAAAGCUGCCGGCUACGGCGGCUCUGGAUAACUUGAAUUCAGCCAUGAUGAGAAAAGUGCAAUCCAGUGUUAACAUGUCCGAUUGGUCUCGAGCAUCAUCGUUUCGAAGCACGCAACCGAGAGAUGCAGUUUCCGAGCCAUUCUCUACCUCCGAUAUGUUCAACUCCCUGAACGAAAACAUCCAGACCAGUCCAUUGGACUUUCCCGUAAUCAAGUGGUCACCCUACAUGGGCGGAGAACCCAACCAGGCUAGGCAACAGCCAGUUGCGUUGGCUCAUCACUCUGCGCCGAGCAAGCUCUGGGGACAUGCCAACAAGAUCCUUCGUCACCAUGCUGGAUAA